Tuber melanosporum (Perigord truffle) is the source of this 470-nucleotide messenger RNA. RefSeq lists its product as uncharacterized. Gene Ontology annotation, biological process: proton transmembrane transport. Lineage: Eukaryota; Fungi; Ascomycota; Pezizomycetes; Pezizales; Tuberaceae. The transcript is spliced from 3 exons. Bases 1 to 378 code for a protein of 125 amino acids. Gene Ontology annotation, cellular component: proton-transporting V-type ATPase, V1 domain; fungal-type vacuole membrane. Gene Ontology annotation, molecular function: proton-transporting ATPase activity, rotational mechanism. The record is from RefSeq and is a predicted model, not a curated record.
AUGGCUUCAUCUUCUAGUCCUCAAGUUUCGAAAGACCGACAGUUUAUAGCUGUCAUUGGUGACGAGGACACUGUUACCGGCUUGUUGCUCGCGGGCAUAGGUCAUGUAACAGCUCCGCCGAAUGUCACCAAGAACUUCCUUGUCGUUGACACGAAGAUCGAGACGGAUAAGAUCGAGAAGGCUUUCGACGAGUUUGUCAAUAGGAAGGAUAUUGGAAUUUUGUUAAUCAAUCAACACAUUGCGGAGAAGAUUCGCUAUAGGGUCGACACAUAUACAGCAGCGUUCCCGGCGGUCUUGGAAAUCCCGUCUAAAGACCACCCGUACGAUCCGGAGAAGGACAGCGUGCUACGCAGGGUGAGGAGGCUAUUUGGGGAAUAGGUGGGGGGGGGGGUUGACUUAGAAUUCUGUUGAAAGGGAGCACGUAUGAAAUAGGGACUAUGGAUGCGGUAAAAAUUGUGGGAUAAAGCUAC